Molecule: messenger RNA, 2684 nt
Organism: Pocillopora verrucosa
Lineage: Eukaryota; Metazoa; Cnidaria; Anthozoa; Scleractinia; Pocilloporidae
Product: U4/U6.U5 tri-snRNP-associated protein 1
Biological process (GO): maturation of 5S rRNA; mRNA cis splicing, via spliceosome
Cellular component (GO): U4/U6 x U5 tri-snRNP complex
Source: RefSeq, a predicted model, not a curated record
UCAUGGCUGCCAAGUUGUGAUCGUAGGAAAAGCGUAUCACAAAUUAACCAAAGUCAUAUAACUUCAUAUACGUCUGCUUAUGACAUAAUGGGUUCGUCUAAAAAGCAUAAGGAAAAGGAUAAGGACAGAGAUCGCGAAAGAAGAAGAGAGAAAGACCGAAAACACCGCGAUAGAGACAAGGAGCGCGAGAAGGACGGGGACAGAGAUAAAAGAAGGCAUGAUGAACGGCAUCGAGAGAAGCGAGCUCAUGGAUCGGAUGAAGAAACAGAAAGAAUUGAGAAGAAAAAGUCUAAGAGAGAAGAGUAUGAUGACCUCUAUGAGUACGCCAUAGAAGAAUCGGCUCGCGAGGAUCGAAGCAGCGACGCACAGCCCAAGCAAGAGGGAGGAGACAUUUCUUUAAGCAUUGAGGAGACUAAUAAACUGAGAAUCAAACUUGGACUAAAGCCUCUUGAAGGUACUGACUCAUCUGGAACACAAGAGGAAAAUGCAACUUCUAAGAAAGAGGAUGUUCAUGUGCCAGCAAUCAACAUGGCUGACCAGAAAGAAACUGAAAAGUUUAAAAGGAAACUGGAAGAAAUGAAGGAAAAGAGAAGAAUUAACAAAAAACUAGGAAAAGUGAAAAGCUUGGGUACUGCCGACAGUGAUGAUGAUGAUGACAGUGCCAUGUCAUGGGUUUUAAAGAGUAGGAAAAAAGAGAAUGAAAAGGUUUUGGCUGAGAAAAGGGCACAAUUGCUGGAAGAAAUGGAUGAAGAAUUUGGGAUAAGUGAUUUGAUGGAGGAAGAAUUUCGAUCUCUGUCAAAAUCAAAGAAGCCAACAUACUCAAGCCAGGAUCUUAGAGGCAUAAAAGUUGAACAUUCACAAGAACAUUUUACGGAGGGUUCUACUGUGAUUAUGACCUUAAAAGAUGCUGGUGUCCUUGAUGAAGAUGAGCAAACUUUGGUAAAUGUAAAUAUUGUGGACAGAGAAAAGGCAGAUAAAAAUGUUGAACUUCGGAAAAGAAAACCAGAUUACAAACCGUAUGAUGAGCCAGAAAUUGAUGAAUAUGGCAAGGUCAAACAGCGAGGACUUUUAGAGAAAUAUGAUGAAGAAAUUGAUGGAGAGGAAAAGAAAUCGUUUGUCCUUGGUUCAGGAGGAACUUAUGACUCAACUAAGGAAGAUGAAGUUAAAAAGAUACAAGCAAAACUUAAAGCCCAGAUGGUGUCGCUAGAAAUGGCGCAGCCUCGACCGGUUGCAGAAUACUAUACCCAGGAAGAAAUGGUCAAAUUUAAGAAACCAAAGAAGAGAAGAAAGAUUAAAAAGAGAGAAACACUCAAGGCAGAUGACCUUGAGGCAUUACCAGGACAAACAGAUUUACACAGUGAUCGUGGAUCACGGAGUGUGAAGUCCAUACUGAAGAAUACACCUAAGAUGGAGGAGAGAGAAGAAACAGGCGACAUGAUGGAACUUGAUCCUUUGGAGCCCGAAGACGAUGCAGUUCCUAUGGCUGAUACAGACAAUGGUGCUAUAGUCGAAGAUGACGAGGCCCAGUUAGAAUUACAACUGGCAUUAGAGAGGUCACGUCGACUAAAACAGAAGAAAUCGACGAUCGGCGCAGAAAAGGUUGUCGAGGCUCUAGCCACAGUGAUUAAAAAAGAAAAAGAGGAAGACGUAGACAAUAAAGAUUCCAUCAUUUUGAACUCGACUUCUGAGUUUUGCCGAACACUCGGGGAGAUACCUACUCUGAGUGCACCUGGCGAGGAAGCGGAGGAGGAAGAGGAAGAUGAUAAUGAGUGGCGAAUGGAUGUCGAGAGAGACGAAGAAGCUGAACCGCAGGGAGGAUGGGAAUGGGUGAAAACACAAGAAGAAAAGAGGAAAAAAGAACGAGAAGAGGAAACGGAAAAUAACAUUCUUGACGCAGAACCUUUGGUUGGAAAAGGCGUAGGCGCAGCUUUGUUUCUUGCAUCAAAGAAAGGUUUACUGGAACAAAACUCGAAGGCAAAGAUUGAAGGAAAAGCUUUGCCAUUUCUCCCCUCUGUUGGUGUUGUGGACGAAGAAAAAAUGCGCGAAGAGGAGCGUGAACGCGGAGGUCGAUCUUCAAGGGAUAUUGACAGAGACCGCGACCGAGACCGAGACCGAGACCGAGACCGCGAUAGGGACAGACAUGGUGGUAGUUCAUCAAAGAAUAAGCAAGAAUACAAACCCGACGUAAAGCUGGAAUACUAUGAUGAUAAUGGCCGACCUCUGACACCCAAAGAGGCUUUCCGUUUCAUGUCCCACAAGUUCCACGGGAAAGCGUCCGGGAAAAUGAAGACUGAGAAAAGGAUGAAGAAACAGCAGGAUGAAAUGGCGCUUCAGAAGAUGAACUCUGGAGACACGCCACUCAACACCGCAGCGCUUCUGAUAGAGAAACAGAAAAAUGCUCAGUCGCCUUUCGUUAUUCUAAGUGGCGGAGGACAAACUUUCUCUACCGGGACCACAAUCUCCAAACGGAAGUAAGCAUAACCGCAAGAAUAUCUUUUAGAGUUUUAGUAAUCACCCACAGGAAAUAUGGUGGUCUGCACGUGCAUUACACUCAAAGACGCUAGAACUCGCCACAAUCUUCAUAGAAAGACGCAGAUCACGUGGGUAUCAGUGGCAGUUAUGUAGCAUGAUGAAACGGAACUGUUGUAGUAACGUAGGAUCUAAUAAAGGUUUGCUUAAAUUUC